UUUCGCAGGAGUGGUAAACCGUUAUUGGUUGACAAAUAUGUCAGUCAAUGUAAGCGUCUGACCUUGCGCGGCUGAAUGUUUACGGAAGGGAGUCUGAUGAAUGACCACCACAAUAUCGGUGUGAAAUCUUGAAAAACAGCCACGCAGGCCUCUAGUUGACUUGUCUCAUUUAGAAUAGUAAACUCCUGUAUUAUUUCGAAGGAUACAGCUAGCUAGGCUACAAAGGCCGUAGCUAGCUAGACUGCAAAACCUAACUCAACGUCAUAUCUCAGUACGAGGAAGGGGUUCUCAAGGUAGGCUAUUCAGACUAUCCACCCGACUGGAGCUCCAGUAGUUGGUUUUGUGCUAAAAAAAAUAGCUGUUGGGUUAUUGCUAGGGGUUUUAGUGGUUCAGACUAUUAUGAUGAUGAUUAACAAUGCAUCCAGCCUGGUCUGGCAUAUUUAUACAUUUUUGUAAUUUAGCAGACCCUCUUAUCCAGAGCGACUUACAGAAGCAAUUAGGGUUAAGUGCCUUGCUCAAGGGUACAUUAACAUAUUUUUCACCUAGUUGGCUCGAUGAUUUAAGCUAGCAACCUUUCGGUUACUGGCCCAAAGUGCUUAAGCACUAGACUACCUGAGUGUCUGUAUCUGCUAACCAUGCCUUUAUUGCACAGUCAGGUGGUAGUGCACUCGCCCUGUAACUGGGGUAGCUGGUUCAAACCCUGCUAUGGCUUUUCCUCUCAAAUACUGCAACAGGAUACUAUAUUUCCGAUUUCAGUACAGGUAGUCCUGACCAGACCUCUCUCCAGCACCAUGUGGGAUGAGGAGAUCAGACAUAUGGCGUCCAGCCACGCCAUCAUGGCAUCGGGGGUAUUUAUGGCGACAGUGGUGCCGGCGGUGCUAGUGCCGGGUUUCUCUGUGUAUGGGACACACCUGCUGUGGCAGUACUCUGUUGCCGGGGUUGUCGCUGUGGUCAACAUCUCCCUGUUCUGGCUGCUGGGGGUCAGCCCCCCUACCAAGAAACACACUAUCACCUACAAGGUGUCUAGGUUGGUGCGUUCCUGUCUCUACUUGCUCCUCUCCUGUCUGUUCUUCCACACUGUAGUGGUCCUGUAUGGAGCACCGUUACUGGAGUCUGCGUUGGAGACGUUCUCUCUGGCGGUGUUGUUGACCAGUCUAACUACUCUGAGGUGUGUGUGUGUCCUCGGGCCCAACGUCCAAGCCUGGAUAAAAGUCUUCAGCCGACAUGGGGCCAUGUCGGUGUGGGACACUUCUCUACAGAUGGUGGUCGGCUGCAGUGUUGUGGGAGCCUGGCUGGGAGCCUUCCCUAUCCCUUUGGACUGGGACCGACCCUGGCAGGUGUGGCCUGUGUCCUGCAGUCUGGGUGGAGUGAUUGGUUACCUGACUGGGCUAGUCGUCGCCCCCGCCUGGAUACACUGGCACCGGAAACACCUCACCUACAAGAGCAAGUGAUGGAGAGAGAGAGGGAGAGGAGAGAG
Oncorhynchus gorbuscha (pink salmon) is the source of this 1477-nucleotide messenger RNA. RefSeq names its product phosphatidylinositol-glycan biosynthesis class F protein-like. Gene Ontology annotation, biological process: GPI anchor biosynthetic process. Lineage: Eukaryota; Metazoa; Chordata; Actinopteri; Salmoniformes; Salmonidae. Bases 636 to 1451 code for a protein of 271 amino acids. Gene Ontology annotation, cellular component: endoplasmic reticulum membrane. The transcript is spliced from 5 exons. The record is from RefSeq and is a predicted model, not a curated record.